Molecule: messenger RNA, 520 nt
Organism: Ogataea angusta
Lineage: Eukaryota; Fungi; Ascomycota; Pichiomycetes; Pichiales; Pichiaceae
Exons: 1
Source: RefSeq, a predicted model, not a curated record
AUGUCUGCUCUGGGGCUACGGGAAGGAAUGGUGGACACAUGCGGAGCUACUAUCAUCACGAUCAGUACGAAUUUUCGCAAAAUUACGGGCAGAAAACUGCCGCACACAUUGCCAUGUAUGAGCACGAAGAGCUCAAUGUGGUUGGACUGGUCAGUAAGUAAUAACUGCAACUUUGUUAGAAGAACCUCGUUCGUGACUUACGAUGAUCCUUCCUUAGAAAAAUCUGGAUUAAGGGAUUACUAUUCGUUUGUAAACAACCCCUAUAUCGAUCAGAAGGUCAAAGAUCGGGUGAAGAUAGUGUUUGAUGAACAAGCCAGAAAAGAGCAGCAAACACUUCGUUUACACCCACAUCCUCAAGCUAGUCUGCGGUCUUCUCGAGAUUGCUCGGGUGAACUUCAAACACUGCUGUCGCUGGAAUGUCUUGAGGACAAUACUUGGAUGGUGAAGACGCCACGUGGACACGUGCAUGCGAAGAAAGUUGUGAUCGCCACCAAUGCUUACACGAGAGCUCUUUUGCCGG